AUGAAAUACUUGUACACAACCUUUUCUCCCCUCAUAUUUGCAGACACUGGCUUUGAGAUUGUUGACACCUUUGAGAAACUCGAAGAGGAGACCAUUCCAGUCUACAAUCCAGAGAACUAUUACCCAGCCCACAUCGGCCAGGUACUGUUGGACAAAUACCAGAUUGUUGGGAAACUAGGCUAUGGAGUGACCUCAACUGUGUGGCUCGGCCGUGAUCUUCAAGAAUCCCGAUAUGUGUCCUUGAAGAUAUGCACUGCUUCCUCGAGGCGAAAUAAUGAAAUCGAUAUCUACAAACGGCUAGAUUCCGUUGCUUCAAAAACAGAUCAUGUUGGACAAACUCUCUAUCGACAAUUAUAUGAUUCCUUUGAGAUUAUUGCACCUCAUGGUACCUCCCACACAUGCCUUGUCCAUCAGCCACUAGGGUUGAGUAUGAGCCAAGUUGUCGAUCUCCACCGUUCCAGACUUCUAUCAACAGAUGUUCUCAAACCUGUACUACGCCAACUACUAAUUGGCCUUGACUUUUUGCAUGUAGCAGAUGUUGUUCAUACUGACAUUCAACCCAAAAAUUUGCUUCUUGAGAUCAAAGAUGAUGCUGUGUUUAGACUUUUUGAAGAAGCUGAAUUGAAUGAGCCAGCACCAAGGAAGAUUCUGAAUGAUCGUAUCAUCUAUAUGACCCGGCGCAUUCCUGGACUUAAAACACUCCCCAUCUUGACUGAUUUCGGGGAGGCCCGGCUCAUGAGUAAGCCUCAGCCAAACAAGCUUAUCAUGCCUCAUCAUUACAGAGCACCAGAGGUGAUUCUUCAGAUGGAGUGGAACAACAAAGUUGAUAUUUGGAGUAUCGCAGCACUCUCUUGGAACUUCGUAUCAUCCCGCUAUCUUUUCCCCGCGCGGAUUUCAGAAGAUUGGGAUAUUUAUGAACCCGAACGUAUUGCAGAGAUGGUUGCCAUUAUGGGACCCCCACCAAAAGAAUUUCUCAAAAGAAGUGAUGUGUGCAACAUAUUCUGGGAUGAAGAUGGGAGGUGGAAGGACACUUGCCCCAUCCCAAACAUAUCACUUGGUAGUCUCGCCAAAGAUAUAAAAGGUGAUGACAAGGAUGGCUUUCUAACCUUCUUGCGGAAAAUCCUGCGUUGGCUACCUGAGGAGCGGCCAACAGCUGGAGAGCUUGUGUAUGAUGAAUGGCUUAUGAAGGGCUUGGGUGAGAAGAAUGGGUGA
Histoplasma capsulatum G186AR is the source of this 1212-nucleotide messenger RNA. RefSeq names its product protein kinase. NCBI's taxonomy places the organism in Eukaryota, Fungi, Ascomycota, Eurotiomycetes, Onygenales, Ajellomycetaceae. Gene Ontology annotation, molecular function: ATP binding; protein kinase activity. The record is from RefSeq and is a predicted model, not a curated record. Bases 1 to 1212 code for a protein of 403 amino acids. The transcript has 5 exons. Gene Ontology annotation, biological process: spliceosomal complex assembly; protein phosphorylation; regulation of mRNA processing.